Messenger RNA from Plasmodium berghei ANKA, 10761 nucleotides. Its product is annotated as zinc finger protein, putative. The transcript has a single exon. Bases 1 to 10761 code for a protein of 3586 amino acids. Lineage: Eukaryota; Apicomplexa; Aconoidasida; Haemosporida; Plasmodiidae. The record is from RefSeq and is a predicted model, not a curated record.
AUGGAAAGGGGUAGACCUGCCGGAAGGAGAAACAAUGAUUUGAUGAGCACGUGGAGAGAAGGAAAUUCAAGAAAUGAUAGUUCAGAUAAUCAUCAAUUUUGGUCAAACAUCGAAAAUCAAUAUUUUUCAAAUUUUGAUAAAAGGAUAAUAACUGCAUUUGAAGAUCAUAUAAAAUGCACUGAUUAUAUAUGUAAUAAAAUAAAAAAUAAAAAAAUAAAAAAAGAAAUAUUUCAAAAUAUUAAAUGCCAAAAAAGUUCGGUUAAAAUUAAAUUAAAUAUAAAUGAUAAAAAAAGUGAAAAAAAAAAUGGCGUAGCAAACAUUUCACAAUAUAUGUUUCAAAAUAAUCAAUUCCUUAAUAAUAAUGCAUUUGGACAGGAAAAUUUAAUUAGUCAAAAUAAUAAUCAGUUUUUAAUAGAUCCUAAAAAUGAUAUAAGAAAUUAUAAAACAAAUAGAAAUCCACUAUUUAACGAUAAACAAUAUAUGGAAAAUGUGGGUCAUAUAAAUAAUAUAGAAAAUAUGAUAAGCAUAAAUAAUAUGGAUAAUCGAUUUAGAGAUUACCCAACAAUGUUUCGUAAUGAAGCGUGUUUUAUCGAUUGUAUGCCGAUGGCAGGUAACAAUUUAUUAUUAAAUACAAUGCACAAUAAUCUAAAAAUAGAAAAAAAUGAAUCAAAUUAUCCUGAUGAUAUGAGUAAAAAUACAAAUUUACCUUCAAUAAUCAAUACUAACGAAAAAAAUGAUAUAAAUCAGACUAAUUUAAAUCAUACUGAUUCUUCUGAUAAUAAAAAUACAAAUACACAGUUUGGUAGUACAUAUACAGAUGUUAACAUUUUUAAUUCUAGCAUCGAUAAUAGUGAUAAAAACAUUGUCAUUACUAAUUUAAACACUGAUCAUUCUAACGAUUUAAUCCAAAAUGAUCAUACAGAAAAAAUUAAUAGUCCCAACAUUAAUGAUCAAACAAAUGUAAAUGAUUCAAAUACUGAAAAUAACGUCGAUAUAACUAAUAAUAAUGAGUUACCAAAAUCAAACGAUAACGAAUAUAACGGAAACAGUAAUGAUAAUAAUAAUGUCGACGCUUUUGGUAAAUUCGAAAAUGACGACAAUGCAAACGGAAACGAAAUAGACGAUUUGCAAAAUGAAUUGGAAAAAAAUAAUACAUCUGUUUCCAAUCGUUCACAAAAUGAAGCAUCCCUAUUCAGUGAAAAUAAAAAUGAUGUCAUCGAAAAUGUCGUUAUGACAUCAAAUAGUAAUGAAGACAAUGACAAGAAAAAUGACAAUGAAGUAAGUGAUUCUUUCUCUAUAAAUAAUAAAGAAGAUACAACUGAUGCUUUAUCAAAUGCACAUGAUUUAUAUAACAAUCUAAAUAAUUGUGAUCCUUGUAAUAAUAAUCUCAUAGAAUAUUCUUCAAUUAAAAACGAAGCAAAUUUUAAUCCUAGCAAUACCAUGGCGUAUGAAAUGAGAAAUAUGAAUAGUGAAAAGGUAACAGAAAAUAUAAAUAAUCUAAGUAAUACCACAAAUGCAAAAGGAAUGGAUUUAUCUUUUAUUUUAAACAUUGGCAAUAAUGAUCACAAUUAUUUUCCUACAUUUAACAAUUCAUUUAAACAAUUUAAUAACAAUACAUAUCCUAAUUCUAUGAGCAAUCCAUAUGAUAAUAAAAUAAAAACAAAUAUGAAUAUCUAUCCAAUGUCAAUGAACAAUUUUAAUCGAUAUAUGCAUUCCUCGAAUGGUGUUCAAGCCACAAAUAUGUACCCUAAUAUAUAUCAAAAUAAUAAAAGUGAUAAAGUUGAAGUGGAUAAUAAUCAAAAUGAUUCUACCAAGCAAUCUUCUAUUGGAAGUAUUUCUACUAAUACUGCAAACAUAAAUAAUGAUUCACUCAAAAUUUUGUAUCAAUAUGGAAAUAAACGAAUGCUUAAAAUGGAUAAUAUUUCUUUAGGUAAUCAUAAUUUUGGAAUAAAUGAAGAAAACAUGUUAUUUAUGAAUAAAAAUAUGACCAUUUAUAAUAAUGGUAUAUAUGGAGAUAUAAUUAAUGGAUCUAAUAAAUCUUUACCUUUUAAUGAUAUGAUGAAUUUUAACAGAGAAAUGCAAAAUUUAAAAAAUAGUAAUUUUUAUCCAAAUGGAUAUUACAAUUUUAAUGAAAUGGGGAAUUAUCAAAAUACUAUGGCAUUCGAUACAUAUGGUAAUGAUAAAUAUUUUCAAAAAUUAAAAAACGAUAAAUCUAAAAAUAAAAGGAAAAAUGGAACAAAGAUGAAAAAGCAUAAUCAAACUGAUGAGCAAGAAAAAACUCACACUAGAUUACGAAAUUCUAGAAAUGAUGGAAAAUUUUUUAAUCCCUUUUUAAAUAAAAAAUAUGAUGGUGUAGGAAGAUUACCAUACAUACAUAAUACGCCAAUUCCUAACGGUUUACAUAUAUCUAUAUAUGUACCCAAAAAUUAUGAUUUUUCUGAAAACAAUGAAAAGCCAAGUAUUUAUGACCAUAAAAUUGAGCAAGUUAAAACAGCAAACAAUUGUGAUAAAAACACAGAUAAUCUUAACCAUUUCGAUGCUAACUCUCUCAAUAACACUAACCAAGUCUGUGAUACAAAAAAAACACCAGAACAAGAAGACACAUACGAAAUAGAGACAUUGGCAAAAUUAUUAACGGAAAUUACUUUAGGGGAUAAGAAAUUUUUAUCAAACAGACAUAUAACAAUGGAAGACAAAGAAAGGUGCUAUAAAUGUUUUUUAGACGAAUUAAAAAAUUAUAAUACAUUGCCAAUUAUAUUAGGCAAUAUAUUACCAUAUUGGAAUAAACAAAAAAAUAAUAAUUUGGUAUACAAGAUUAAAAACUUAAGAGCUAACAAUGCAAAACCAAAGUAUAUUCCAAUUCAAAAUGUGAACAAAGUUUUAGCACGAAAAAAAAUUAAGAAGAAAAAAAUACUCAAAAAAAAAAAAAAAAAAAAAAAAAAAAAAAUCAAAAAAAACGAUAUGACCACAAUUUUACAUAGUGAGUCAAAUUUAACUGAACAAAAUGCUUUAAAAAAUGAGAAUGUUUCAAAACUAUACAAAACUAAUGAAGAAGUAACUACUGAGCAAAAUUUGCCAACUAAUAAAACUGAAAAUGAUAAUGAAAAAAAUGCAUCUUCACAUAUACAAAAUAAUGAAAAUGAAAAAAAAAAAAAAAAAAAAUCAUGGAGAAGUUUUUUUCUAUUAAAUAGUAUUAGUAGUAGUAAUAAUAAUGCAACUGAUGAUAAAAGUGAUUCGAAAAAGAAUGAUGAAAAGGAUGAUAAAAAGCCACAAUCAGAAGAAGGAAAAGAACUUAUUACAAACGAAAAUAACAAAAAAACAUGUUCUAAUGAUGAAAAAAAUAAUACAGAAAAAUUAAAUGAAAGCAGUACAUCUAAUGAAAAAAAGGAAAAAAUAAUAAAUUUAAAAAAGUCAAAUCUUAAAAAAAAAGCAAAAAAUAAACCUCGUCAUUUGGGAACAUAUGGAAAAAUCGGAUCAUUUAAUUUUUUAAAAAAAUAUAAAUUUAGCAUACCAAAGAAUAGUACGGUUCCAUUUAAUAGCUCUAUAUUUUCUCUGCAAAAAAAUCAGCAUAUGUCAAAUGUUUACUUUGAGUUUAUAUUGACAAAUAUUAAUUUAGAUAAAUAUAAACGCAAUAUAUUAAAUGUAAAUUAUAAUCAUAAUAAUUCUAUUAAUAAAAAAAAUAAAAUACAUUGUAUCAAACUUGCCAAGCUACGAAAUACUAAUGCCAGCAUUUCAACCAAUAGUAAAAGUAAAAAAAAUAUAAAUCAAACUUUGCAAGAUAAAAAAGAAAGCAAUGAAUAUACAACUACAAAAAAAAAUGAAAACACAAUAAAUAGUAGCAGUUAUUUAGAUGGAAUUGUAAAUACAACUAGCGAUAGUUGCUUUGGAGAUUCUAUUUUAUUUACCUCAAAUAAAAUAGAACAAGACAAAUGGCCAAAUUCUGUAGAACAAUCAAAUAACAUUAUUAAUUCAGAAAAUAAUACUGAAAAAAAAUAUAUUGAAAAUGAGGCAAGCACACUUAAUGGAACUGGCGAAGUCGAUGUGUUUUUAAAAAAUAACAAUAACAAGCAUAGCACAUAUAUUAAAAAUAUAAAUGAAGAAAUAUGUGUUUUAUUUUCAAGAUAUAUGUACAAUAUUAAACAACAAAAAAAAAUUAUUGGAAAAUUAUUAGAUAAUAUAAAAAAUGAAAAGAAAAAACCAUAUAAAUAUUGGUACUCAAUAGAAGAUAAAAUGAUUAAUUUUUAUAUAAACGAAUAUUUAAAAAAUAAAUUAAAUACUAAACACACAUAUACAUUAUCAAAACAAAUUGUCGAUUUAUUAAAAUUAAGAGUAACUGUUAAUCAUAGUUCUCAAUUGCCUAAUAGUUGGACUGAAAAGGCUUUAUGUAAUAUUUGCAGCUUAGGUGAAGAUUGGGAUGAUAAUCCAAUUGUUUUUUGUGAUUGUUGUUAUACACCUAUGCAUUCUUUUUGUACUGGAUUCAGAAAUGUUAAAAAUCAAAAUAUAAUAAAAAGAAAUCCAAAUAUGUCUGAUAAAGGAGAUUCACAAAAUUGUGAUAAUGAAAAAGAAGAAAGUUCGAAAUAUAAAAAUAAUAAUUAUAAAUAUGAGCCCCAAAAUAAUGCAUAUAAUAAUACUAACGAAGUUAAUAAUAAAAAUGAGUACUAUCAACAAUAUAAUAAAGAAGGACAAAUUACAAAAAAUUAUUUUAAUAAUAAUGGAAAAAAUAAUUAUAUCCAUAGUGAUAUAAAUAAAGAUGGGGAUAAAUACACAUUUGAUAACGACAAUUGCUCUGGAAAACAUGGUAUUGAUAAAAAAAAAAAAAAAAUUAAUUUAAAUGUUAUAAAACAUUUAAUGGAGGAUAAUUUUAUUAAACUAAACUCUCCAAAUAGUAUGUUCAGUUCAAUUGUAAGUAAUAAUAAUGACGAAAAAAAUGAUAAUGAAAAAAUGGAUAGUGAAAAAGAAGAUAGCCAAAUAAAUUAUGCUAUAUUGGAUACCCAAUUGAAAAAUAAUCAAAAUAUGAAUGUAAAAAAUGGGCACGAAAACAGAGAAGAUGAAUGCUAUUAUAAAUGUGGGCGAAGUGACACAAACAGUGAUAAUAUUGAUGAAAAAAAAGAAUCAUAUUUAGAUAUUUCUAUAUUUACACAUGAUAAAGAAGAAAUAAAAAAUGAAAAUGAGGAAUCGAACCAAAUAAAAAUGGAAAAUCCAAUUAUCGUACAAAAUAUAGGUCAACCAAUUGAGCCAUCAAACAAUAAAAAAAUAAAACAAGAAACAAAUAAAUUUUCUACAGAUGUGGCCAAAACUAAUACUAGAUAUCCAUCAAAUACAGAAGAAGAACAAUGGAUAUGCCCACUUUGUUCUUAUUUAAGAAAUCAGAUAUUGUAUAUUGAAGAUUCUGUUGCAUUUAAAAUUAUUAGACAUUUAAGCGGGCCUCAAAAAAAAAAAGAUAUUGAUUUAUUAAUUAAAUCAUGCAAUGAGUAUACUAAUGAAAAUAAUAAUAACACACAGGAGUCUGAUGAUACUGCUAAUAAUGAACAAAAUAAUAAUAAAAAUCAAGUUGAUGAUAAAAAAAAAAAGGAAACAUUUUCUUAUACACCUCCAGAAGAAAUAAUUUUUCAAAGAAACUCCCAAAUGCAUACAUAUAAAUAUAAAUCGAUUAUGCUUUUAUUUGAUAUUGAGAAUGAUAUAAAUUAUUAUAUGCUAAAAUAUCAAAUGGAAAUAAAGGAUAGUCAUGAUUUCUUUGAAAAAAUUGUUCUUAAAAAUCCGAAUAUAUAUAAAUAUAAAAAUAUUUUUAAUACUAUUAUGGUUAGUAAAAUUGAUAAAGAUAAUAAUUAUACGAAAUUUUUAAAUGAGAAUAUUAAAUUGUUUAGACAAGAAUCUGUUUAUAUUAAUCCAAAUUUUGAAGAUAGUGAUUCUGAUGAUACAGAAUAUGAAAAAAAAAAAAAAAAAAGGGGUCGAAAACCUCUAUUAAAUAAAAAUGAAUAUUCUAAUAAUAAACUAUAUCAUGAUAAAGUUUCAAACAAAUGUAUAAAUAAAAAAAAUAAAAUACAAUCAAAACAAGCUAAUAUAGUUAAUAAACCACCAUAUAAUAAAAAUAAUAACGUCACUUUAGAUGCUAACGGUAAUGUAAUAGUUAGAAAAAGAGGAAGGCCACUUGGAAGCACUAAGUUAAACAAAAUGAAAUUGCUUGCUCUUAAAAAUAAAAAUAUUACAAAAUCUGAAAUUACUCCAAAUGAGAAUCAUGAAUUUACAAUUCAGGAAAAUAUGGAUGCUUCUAUAACUACUGGCCAAAAUUUAUAUACUUCGGAUUUACCAAACAAUCAGGUAAAUAGCUUUUCUUCAAAUUUGAAUGAAUUAGACAAUAUUAAUAAUAAAUCAAAUCAAAAUGAUAAAAAAAAUAAUGAUAACUUAGAUGGUUCUCCAUGUGACAUUAAUAAUGAAGAAGAAACAAUUAAAAUGAAUUUUGAGCUAAAAAAGGAAAAUCAAAGUCUAGAUAUUUCUUCUAACAAAAAUAAUAUUGAAUCUGUGAAUUCCACUAUUUUUCUAAGUGCUAAUAAUAAUACAAAUGAAACUAAUAUAAGUUUUGGAUUGGAAGCAAAUGGAGCAUUGCUAAAAUAUAACUAUAGUAAAAAUUUUUCAUUUAUUUUUAAAAUUCCAAUAUGCUGUAUCUGUGAAUUUGGCUCAUUUUAUCAAGGAGGAGGGCCAAUAAAAAGAACAAAGAAAAAAAAUGAAUGGUGUCAUAUCCGAUGUGCAUCAAUUAGUAAUUGCAUAAUAGAAGACAAAAUUGAAAUUUGUAAUAGAGAAAGAAAUAAAUAUAAAUGUUCAUUAUGUUUACGCACUAAUAAUAUAGGUAUAAUAAAAUGCAAUGUUGCUGAUUGUUAUAAAUAUUAUCAUAUAUCGUGUGCAACUUCUUCUAAUAAAUAUCUAAUAGAAUUAAAUGAAAAUAAUAAAUUAGUUUUAUUUUGUUCAAAUCAUUCUCAAAAAAAAGCGCCAACAGAAAUAUUAAGAAAAUAUCAAAUUUUAAGAGAAAAGGAAUAUGCCAAAAAUAAAUUAGAAGAUAAAAUAAAUGUUGGAAAAAUGUUUGAUGCAUAUACAUUACAAAAUUAUUUAAAAAUAAGUGACAUGAAAUUAUUUAAUCUUUUAUCAUUAUCUUCUUUAUCUAUAUUCAAAGAUUCUGUUUAUUUCAAUUAUGAUCAAUUUAAUCAAACUAUGAAAAAUUAUUACAAUAAUAAUAAUUAUAAUCCAAAUGAAGAUUUUACCGACCUUUGUCAAAAUUUUGAUCAGUAUUUAUUAGGUGAAGGAAAAGUUAUUUUUGACAAUUCAGGAUUAACUAAAGCUUGUAUGAAAAAAUCACUAAUUAAAGAAAACGAUGAUUUAAAUUCUGAAGCUAAAAAUGAAAAGGAUCAGAUAGAUGUAAGUGAUAAUGGAACUAAACAAAUUUCUAUUAAUGAAAAAACUGCUCAAGAUGCAGAACGUGAAUAUGUUGAUAAAAUUAGAGAACUCGAUAAUAUUAAGGAAGAAAAUAAUAAAGCAGAAAAUCUUUCCCAUGCACACAAAACUGAACAAAAAGAAAAUAAUAAAAAUGGCUAUGAUGGUGAAAAUAUGCUUUUGAAGUUAGAAGAAACAAAUAAAGUAGAAAAUAUGCCCAUAGAUAUAUUCGAUAUAGAAAAUAUCAAUAAAAUAAGUACUAGAAAAUGUAAUAAUAUUAUAAGUAUAAGUAGUUUUAAAAAUAUAUAUAAUGAAAAUUUACUAGAUGAAGAUUCUUUAUUAAAAUUAAUAAUAUACGACUUUUUAAAUCUUCAAAAAGAUAUACAAGAAUUUAAUAGUAACAUAUUAAGUGAUAAAUAUAAAAGAUUAAAAAAUUUUGAGACUAUAUUAUUAUUGUAUCCACAUUUUAAUGAUUAUCAAUUGAAAAAAUUAUCCGAAUUAAUAUUAGAAAAAUAUAAUUCAAAUAUUCUAAAUAUAAAAACAGAUGAUUCAUUUUUCGCAUUUUUUAAUAAAUUUCUUUCAUUGUUGAAUAGCAAAAAUCUGAUGAUAUGCAGUGUUUGUUUGUCAAAAGCAAUUUAUACUGAAACUCGAAAAGACGCAAAAAAAAUGGAAACUGAGGAAAGUCACAGUUCCAUAAGCACUUUUAAUAUUGAUAGCCCAAAUAAUUCCACUAAAACUACACUUAAUGAAACAAGCCAAUUAAAACGAAAAUUGAGAGGUACUUCUAGCAAUAUAAAUGAUAGUUUUGAAAAUAAAAAAGAAAGAAGAUUAGGAUCAUUAAGCGUUUUAAAAAAAUGCUCACAAUGUAAUGUAUUUAUAUGCUACUUUUGCUGUCAUAGAAUGAAUAUAGAUAUGAUUAAAAAUUAUAUAAAUAAUGAUAUCAAAAUGAAAUCAAUUGAAAUUGCAGAAAAUCUUAAAAAUAAAGAUACAAUUCCUCGCCCUCAUGUACGCACAAAUAAAGUUGGAAGGCCAUGUAAAAAUCCUCUCAAACUACUUGCAGCAACAGCAGUCAAUUCUUCUAUAACUUCAUUAGCUCCCAAUGCGAAUAUUCCAACGAGUUCUGAAUUAGGUAAACCACUUGAAUCAGCCAUAAAUUCCAAAUUAGAAAAUAACGAAAACUGCCAAAAUCAAUCAAAUGCUUUGAAAAAUGAUUCAAACAAUCUUAAUGCUCUAAUCAAUGAACCUUCAAAAGAUAAUCUGAAUUGUGAUGUAAAUGAAAGUAAAGAAGUAACAGUUCAACAAAAGGAACAACAAAAUGGUGAUAGUCAAGGUAUUAAUAAUGGUACAAACAAUUUAGAUGCAGACAAAAAUACGGUAAUUGUGAAAAAAAAUAAACCUGGAAGAAAAAGAAUCGAUCCUAAUAAUAAGAAUAUCAUAUUGAAAAACACUAUUCCUAAGAAUAAUGAAGAAGAAGAAGAAUUUAUAUGCCCAAGAUGCGAAUAUUUCAAAAUAAAGAAAAAAAUUGUUUUUUGUUCUUAUUGCCCAAGAUUAGAUGGAUUUUUAAACUGUUUUGAAGAUAAAGUAAAAAAAGAAUUAUUAUUUGUUCAUCCUAAAUGUUUAGAAUAUGUUAAUACUGCUUAUUCAAAAAAAAAUAAUAUUAAUGAAACCAAAGCAGGCGUUUUAAAAAAAGUAUGCAGCUAUUGUAGAAUAAAACAUGGUAUAGUUAUUACAUGUAGUAAUACAGAUUGUGAUGCUUCCUUUCAUAUAUCUUGUGGUAUAUUAUUAGGAUGUAAAAUGGACAAUUUUUUUGGAAGAGUCGAUAUAUAUAAUCCUAAAAAAGCUUAUUGUUUUAAACAUACAUUUCAAAGCUGUAAAAAAAAUACAUUAACUAAUUUUAUUAAUACAAAUAAAUUAUUUUACUUUGAGAAUUUUUUAUAUUUUCCAUUUAAUCAUUUAUAUAACUUCUUAUUGGGUACAUAUAUAUUUAAUUAUUUAAACAAAAAAUGCAUAAAUCAUUUAUUAAAGCCUAUCAAAAUAUCUGACCCACCAUCUAUAAGUGCAAUAUUUGAAAAAACACAAUUUAAUAAUAUGAAAAAGAAUAUGAUGAUACCGUUUAAUGAUUGCAGAAAAACAAAUAAAGACAAACAGGGUCUUAAUAGCGAAUUCGAUUCCUCACAACCCAAUGCAAAUAUAUACAGCAACGAUAUUAUUAACAAUUCCAAUAUGUCCCAAAAAAUGUUCAAAUCAAUGGGUUAUAAAAAUGAAGUAAACUCUGUAUUAUCUCCAUCAAUGAACCCAUUAAUGAAUAUGCAUCCUGACUAUAUGGUAGCAAAUAAUUAUAAUUUAUUAGAUCCUAUGAAUAAACUAAAGGAAAAUGUGUUAAUCUCAGAUAAAAUAAAUAUAAUGAAUAUCCCAUCGAAAUAUUAUAAAAAUAGCUAUUUAAUGCAGCAUCCCCAUAAUAAUAAUAAUAAUAAACAAGAUAAAAAUAGUCGUGGAUUUAUUGACGAUGAAAUAACUGGAAAUACAAUGCCCACACCAGAACAAAAUGAUAAUGAUACAAUGAAGCAAUUUCCAAAUUAUGGUUUUAAUUCCAGAUCUAUUGAUAAUAAUAGCCUUAUGUAUUAUAAUAAAAAAAUAGAAGGUAAUUCUAAUAUGCUUCCAUUUUUCAACAAUAAUAUGGGUGCAUUAAAUCAGCAAAACUUUUAUAACUAUUAUGGCCAUAAAUAUGAAUCAAAUAUAGAUAAAAAUAAUAUUUUGACCAAAAAAGGAAAUAAAAAUAAUGGCAUUAGAAGGAAAAGGAGAAAAAUGCAGCAAGAUAGUGCAAAUCCAUACAAAAAAAUUAAUGCACAAAUUAUGAACCCAUUAGAAAAUAAUAAUGAUACAGAAACUCCUGUACAAGUAAAAAAAAGAGGUCGAGCUAGAAAAAAUAAAAACCUCAAUAUUGAUAACUCUAAUUUAGAUAAUAUAAACCAUUAUAAGCAAUCUUAUGAUAACCCAAAAUCAUAUUUAAAACAUGAUUUUAUAAACGCAACUAAAAAUUAUAGUAAAUACAGCCAAUACGUGGAUAAUGAUAUUAAAGAAUUUGAUACAGAUUUAAUAAAAGAUGAAAAAAUAUAUACACAAAAAAAUGAAAACGAUAUUAAUGAUGGCCAAAUAUAUUGCCCAGUAUGUAAAUUUGUUUAUGAAGAAUUAAGUGAUGGUUCACCAGCUGAUGGAUUAAAUUGGAUUGGAUGUGAUAAAUGUGAAAGAUGGUAUCAUUGGAUAUGUUGUAAAUAUUCUAUUGACAAUCCUCCGGAUAUGGAAAACGAUUGGUAUUGUAGUAUGUGCUUAAACAGCUAA